Molecule: messenger RNA, 2684 nt
Organism: Cyprinodon variegatus (sheepshead minnow)
Lineage: Eukaryota; Metazoa; Chordata; Actinopteri; Cyprinodontiformes; Cyprinodontidae
Gene: tars3
Product: threonyl-tRNA synthetase-like 2
Exons: 19
Coding region: 3-2429 (808 amino acids)
Biological process (GO): threonyl-tRNA aminoacylation
Cellular component (GO): cytoplasm
Molecular function (GO): threonine-tRNA ligase activity; ATP binding
Source: RefSeq, a predicted model, not a curated record
AGAUGGCGGACUGCAUGGCUGCACGUUUGACCGCCCAGGAGGAGCAGAUCCGGCUCCUCACCGCCGAAAUCUCUGCUCUUCGGGACGGACUGAACGGCGGCGCUGACCACGCUGGGGUCAGUCCGGAGGUAGAGAGCCUGCGGGCGGAGAAUGAGAAGCUCAGGUACCGGCUGCUGCACCUCCGGAGGGGUCUGCAGGCUGAGAUGGAGAUGGAGGAGGCGCAGGGGAAGAAGCAGCCUGGAGAGAAGAGUGGCAAAAAACACCCACAGACAGACAGCAGAGCUGAUAACCGGGUAACAAGAAAUGCUGCACUAAUCCCAGACAAGAGUCCUGGUGAGAAAAACAGGAAGGAGAAGCAGCAGGAUAAGGGGCAGGUGGAUGGACGCGUAAAAGAGCUGAACCCAUGGCCUCCGUAUGUUCCUGAACGCCUCAGCCUCUACGAGGAGCUUAAGAAGGAAAGUGAUGCCCUGCUGGCGAAGAAGGCUGCAGGAAGUAAAGCCAUUAUUGUUGAGCUGAGUGAUGGCCGAAAGGUUCCAGGGAAGUCCUGGGUUACGACGCCCUAUCAGUUAGCCUGUGAUAUCAGCCAAGGCCUGGCUGACAAUGCGGUGAUUUCUCGAGUCAACGGGGAGCUCUGGGAUCUGGACCGCCCUCUGGAGCAGGACUGCUCUCUGGAGAUCUUACGCUUCGACAACGACGACGCCCAAGCUGUGUACUGGCACUCCAGCGCUCACAUCCUGGGAGAAGCCAUGGAGCGCUUCUACGGAGGCUGUUUGUGUUACGGCCCGCCGAUAGAGAACGGUUUCUACUAUGAUAUGUUCCUGGAUGGACAGAGGUCAGUUUCCAGCACAGAGUUUGGAGACUUGGAGGCUUUGUGUAAGGCUGUUGUAAAGGAAAAACAGCCUUUUGAGAGACUUGAAAUCAGUAAAGAGACGCUGCUAAAAAUGUUUAAGUACAACAAAUUCAAGUGUCGCAUUCUGAAUGAGAAAGUUACCACCCCAACUACUACAGUCUACAGAUGUGGGCCCUUGAUUGAUUUAUGCAGAGGCCCUCAUGUUCGACACACGGGGAAGAUCAAGGCAUUGAAGAUUUACAAGAACUCAUCCACCUACUGGGAGGGCCGAUCGGACAUGGAGACUCUGCAGAGGAUCUAUGGGAUUUCCUUCCCAGACUCAAAGAUGCUGAAGGAGUGGGAACGCUUUCAAGAGGAGGCAAAGAAUAGAGACCACAGAAAGAUUGGCAAGGAUCAGGAGCUUUUCUUCUUUCAUGACCUCAGCCCUGGAAGCUGUUUCUUUAUGCCGCGUGGAGCCUACAUCUACAACACGCUUACAGAGUUCAUCAGGGAUGAGUACUGGAGAAGAGGCUUUCAGGAAGUCGCCUCCCCCAACAUCUAUAACAGCAAGCUGUGGGAGACUUCUGGCCAUUGGCAGCACUACAGUGAAAACAUGUUUUCCUUCCCUGUGGAAGAGGACAUCUUUGCGUUGAAGCCAAUGAACUGCCCCGGCCACUGCUUGAUGUUCAGCCACAGGCCUCGCUCAUGGCGGGAGCUUCCUCUGAGGCUGGCAGAUUUCGGGGUGCUGCACAGAAACGAGCUGUCGGGGACUCUGACCGGUCUGACCCGAGUGCGUCGCUUCCAGCAGGAUGACGCCCACAUCUUUUGCAUGAUGGAUCAGAUCGAGUCAGAGAUGAAGGGUUGUCUGGACUUCCUCCGCUGUGUUUACGACGUGUUUGGAUUCUCCUUCCAGCUUCAUCUCUCCACCCGCCCAGAAAAGUAUUUGGGUGACAUAGCUGUGUGGGACCAGGCUGAGAAGCAACUGGAAAACAGUCUGAAUGAGUUUGGGGAACCAUGGAAACUCAACCCUGGAGAUGGAGCUUUUUAUGGACCCAAGAUUGACAUUAAGAUCAAAGACGCAAUUGGACGCUACCACCAGUGUGCCACCAUUCAGCUGGACUUCCAGCUGCCUAUUCGGUUCAACCUGACCUUUAUGGGAAAGGAUGGAGAUGACAAAGCGCGGCCAGUCAUCAUCCAUCGUGCCAUCUUGGGCUCAGUGGAAAGGAUGAUUGCCAUUCUGACAGAGAACUAUGCAGGGAAAUGGCCUCUGUGGCUCUCUCCACGGCAGGUGAUGCUGGUGCCCGUCAACCCCUCCUGUGAGGACUACGCCAACAAGGUGUCCAAGCAGUUCACAGAAGCUGGUUUUAUGGCAGACGCCGACCUGGACUCCAGCUGUCUCCUUAACAAGAAGAUCCGAAACGCUCAGCUGGCUCAAUAUAAUUUCAUCCUGGUCGUCGGGGAGAAAGAGAAGAUGACUAACAGCGUGAACGUGCGCACGAGAGACAACAAGGUCCACGGAGAGCUGCCGGUGUCUGAGGUGAUCGCUCGGCUCUCCCUGCUCAAACAGUCCCGCUGCCGGAACGCUGAAGAGGAGUUCUGAUGAAGAUGGAGGGAAAACAAACCAGAGCGGGUGGUUGCUUUCCUGGGGCGCGGAAGUUUAGUUAGAGGAGCAGUGAAUGGGGCAGAUGAUGGUGUUUGUUUGGACAGUCAAGCGAAAACCGACAGACAUGGAAAAUAAUCUUGUGUUUGUUAAAUGUUAAAAAAAGAGGAAGUUUUGCCGAAGAGAUCAUCUGUGAACUCUGGAGGGGAAACAGUAGGUCAUUUGAAGGAGCCUGAGCUGAUCAGUUAUAGAUGG